GCUGGAUUUAAAUAUUAAGGAGCCUUAUCUUAUCGCAUCGCCCGCCAGCCAGCUUUGACCCCUGUUCAAAAUUGAGUUACGGAAGACUUCGAACACUGUCAUGAACUCGGCGAUUUUUGGAGCGAGGCAAGCAGACCUCUGCCGCUGGCCGCCUGCGCAUCGCUCAGCAUGGCUUGCCGCUGCCCGCGAAGCCCGCGCGUGUUUCUACCUUUUCUCUAUCCGUCACUGUUCGCACCCAAUGGCAUCUGCCGCUCGAGCGCGGCCGUCGGCGGCGCGAGACGGCACGGCAGCACCGAGGCUGCCGCACCCUCCGGCGAGCCGGUUUCGUCGCGGCUGAACCCGGCGCCGGACGACUACUCGAUGCCCAACUUCGCCGACAAAGCCAAGCUCUCGAUUUACGCCGGCGCCGGCGGCCACGGCUGCAUCUCGUUCCUGCGCGAGGCCUUCAUGGACGACGGGCCGGCCAACGGCGGCGACGGCGGACACGGCGGGAAUGUCUACAUCCAGGCCGUGCACGGAGAGACGUCGCUGCACAAGCUGGCGCGGAGGAAGGUUGUGCGCGCCGGCAGGGGCAAGAAUGGCCAGGGCAGCUCCCGAAGCGGGCAGCGCGGGGAGGACGUGAUUAUCGCCGUCCCCGUCGGGACCGUGGUCAGGGAGAUCAGCAGGGACGACCCAGAGGCCCCGAGCCGGUUUCUGCGCAGGCGGAUCCGCAAGCGGGGGACACUGCCGGCGGAGGAAGGGCCGGAUGGAGAGCCAAUAGAGGACCCGGACCGCGACAAGUGGCUGCUUUACCCGGGCAUGUCGUCCACCGACAUGAAGCGCGUCGCGCUGCCGAGGCUACCGCACCGAGAUCGCAUCUUCCUGCAGCCCAGGGCACCAGUGCACCUGGACUUGUCCCGCCCCACCCCACGUCCGAUCCUGCUCGCCGCCGGAGGGCUCGGCGGGCUAGGCAAUCCCCACUUCGUCACAAGAACCACCCCAAAGCCCAUGUUUGCGACCAAAGGGGAGCGCGCCAUGUCGAUGGAGAUUGAGCUGGAACUCAAGCUCCUUGCCGACGUUGGGCUGGUCGGGCUGCCCAACGCGGGCAAGAGCACCCUUCUCCGGUCCAUCACCAACAGCCGCACGCGGGUGGGCGACUGGGCGUUCACCACCCUGCAGCCGAACAUCGGCACCGUCGUCCUCGACAACAACAAGGGCCGGCCGGCGCUCACCAGCUACCGCCGCGUCUCGAACGCCCCGCAGUCUCGGGGCGACCCGUUCAACGUGCCGACGGGCCCGCAGCCCGAGUUCGAGCGGCGCACGCGGUUCACCAUCGCCGACAUCCCCGGCCUGAUCGAGGGCGCGCACCUCGACAAGGGCCUCGGGAUCGCCUUCCUGCGGCACGUCGAGCGGGCCGGCGUGCUGGCCUUCGUGGUGGACCUCAGCGCCGGCAACGCGGUGGCGGCGCUGAAGGCGCUGUGGACCGAGGUCGGCCUGUACGCGCAGAUGCGCGAGGACGAGGAGCGCGAGCGCCAGCGCCAGGCCGUCGUCGACUGGAGCGCCGCCGCCGGCACCGACGUGGCCGACGACACCUUCUGGCCCAGCACGAUGGGCCUGGGCGACGACUCGCUGCCGGCCGCCGUGGACGCCGGCGGCCUGCACAUCGCCGGCAAGCCGUGGUUUGUCGUCGCCACCAAGGGCGACCUGCCGGAUACGCAGGCCAAUUUCGAGGAGCUGAGGGACUACCUCGCCGCCGUCAGCCGCGGCGAGGAGCCGCAUCCCAGCGGGGUGGAGGGCGCGUGGACGCGCGACUGCACCGCGAUUCCCGUGAGCGCCAUCAACGGCCAGGGGGUGGACAGGGUUGUGCACUGGGCGGUGGGGCUGUUGGAUGGUUGAGCGAGAACUAUGCGUUCGGAUCGCAAUCGCGCUCUUCAAGUAGUGUGACAUCCGGGAGACCAUUGGGCCACUCACGCCCGUUCCGGCACACCGCGUUGGGUAUUUCCAUGCGCCGCCUCGGUCGCCCGUGGCUCGGGUAUGGCCAGUCAUCCUCCUCCUGCUCGUCUGAGGGGCCACGAAGCUGCUACGGGCGAGCACCAUCUGGUUCCUGGCUAGCUCGUACCCCAGGAUAGUCGAGAAACCUGGAGAAUGCCUGGCAA
Molecule: messenger RNA, 2135 nt
Organism: Thermothielavioides terrestris NRRL 8126
Lineage: Eukaryota; Fungi; Ascomycota; Sordariomycetes; Sordariales; Chaetomiaceae
Exons: 1
Coding region: 169-1875 (568 amino acids)
Cellular component (GO): mitochondrion
Molecular function (GO): GTP binding; GTPase activity
Source: RefSeq, a predicted model, not a curated record